This is a messenger RNA of Rubroshorea leprosula, 2309 nucleotides long. NCBI's taxonomy places the organism in Eukaryota, Viridiplantae, Streptophyta, Magnoliopsida, Malvales, Dipterocarpaceae. The record is from the annotation of a GenBank genome assembly.
GCCAAAAGGAGAAAAAAAAAGAAAGGAGUACUUGCCCAAACUAUAUAUAUUGAAGAUUGCCGAGGUUUCAUCAGCUUAUGAAAAGCAAUGUUUGGAAGGGAGAAGACAGCGUCACCAAUUGCAAGUUCAUUUUCAUUUUUGCUGCGGAAGACAUGGAAUGCAUGGGACGUGAGGGGGAUGGUUCUUCUAAGCUUACUCUUGCAAAUCGCCCUUUUUAUUUUAGCCAGGCGCAGGAAAUACAGUGUUAGCCUUAUAAACAGAAUGACUCUCUGGUUAGCCUACAUAAGUGCGGAUUGGAUUGCCAUUGCCACUCUCGGUAAGCUUUCUAAUUCCCAUGCAGAAUCUCCCACCACCAACGUUCUAAGAGCACUAUGGGCUCCUUUACUUAUUCUUCAUCUUGGUGGCCCUGACACUAUCACUGCCUAUGCUUUUGAGGAUACCCAGCUUUGGACCAGACAUCUCCUCACCUUAGUUGUCCAAUCCAUCCUUGCCAUUUAUGUCAUUUAUUUGUCAUGGACCCAAGUUUGGUUUUCCCUUUUGACUCUUCCUCUGAUUUUAGCUGGAAUCAUCAAAUAUGUAGAAAGGAUUUUGUGUCUUAAGCUCACUAACUCAAAGAGAACCAGUUGGAUCAUCUCCAUCUUUAACAAUCCUGCUCAUCUAUCUCUCCCUGAAUUAAAUGAAUUAUUAGAUAAUCCAGAAUCACAGGUAGUACUCCUAGGCUAUUUAUUGUUUUCAGCAAUGAGACCAGACGUCAAUGAUUACCUCUGUCACAAGGAGUAUCCCCUGUCCUUUAAAGUGAGGAUACAAACCUAUCUGAGGGAAACUAUUGGUCAAUUCAGCCAAGAAGUCAAGUUAAUUGUGCAAGACUGGCUUAAAGGUAGUGAGCUAAGCGAUAGUCAUUUCAACAUAGCUGCUGCAGAACUGGGGUUUAUAUUUGAUGUUGUUUACACCAAGGCUGCUUUGAUUUAUACCAAGAAAGGAUGCUUCUUGCGCCUCUGCAGCUUCACGUGCUCCUUAGCAGUUCUUCUGCUCUUCCUAAUCAGCGUCAUGAAUGAGUCAACAUUCAGUUUCUCAAGAGUUGAUAUUUUCAUAACAAUCAGCUUGCUGGUUGGAGCUGUUACGAUGGAAUUUUGUACAGUGUUCUCAAUGCUUUCUUCUGACUGGGCAGUGCUUCUGAUGUUAUUUCAUGACAAUUGUCUGGUACGCAAGAUUCUCCAGUAUGUCUUGCAAUACAUCCCUUGCUUAUUGUCUCAACAGAAGGUGAGGUCAAGUCAGAUGGGACAAUUUGAUUUGUUGGAUUAUUGCUGGAAUUACAGUAAGGCGAAGGUUUAUGGUUUUUUAGAAAAGAAUUGUGGUAGUGAUAUUCUUGAAAAUUGGCAUAGGUUCAAGUAUACCAGGUUUAAGAAUGUUCCAAGCUGUUUGAGGCAGAAAGAGGUUUACCAAGGGCGGCUAGAUUCCUUCUUUAUGGGUGAUUCCUUUGAAGCAACAAGGGGGGAAAAAACGCUUAAUGAAUUUGCCAGAAUGGGUGAUUCCUUUUUGGCAAAAUCUGAUGUACGUGAUCACCUCAAUUGGAGCAUCAAAGUGUACUUUGAUUCCAGCAUCAUAACUUGGCACCUGGUUACAAGUAUUUGUUACCGUCAAGAUCAUGAUCUCAUAAAAAAUGCUCCCAGUGAAGAAAUGAAGAUCAGCAAAUAUUUAUCAGAUUAUAUGAUGUAUCUGCUAGUCAUGCGACCUGCUAUGCUACUGCCUGAGCACUGUAGGAGUUUCUGGUUGGAUCAUGCUCUUGAUAAGCUCAGGGACACUUUCUCUGAAGCCUCCAAAAAGAAGGCUGCCUUCAAUUCACUCCUCGACCUGUCCGAACUCAGACCCAGGACUGCGUUGGAGAACAGGACAGCGUUAGAGGACUUGCCAAAGUUUGCUGGAUACGUGGCCACAAAAUUGGAGCAAUGCGAUAAUAAAUGGGAGCUGAUAAAGGCAAUGUGGAUUGAGAUGCUUCUCUAUGCAGCACUUCGUACCAGCAUGUAAACCAUGUUAAGCAAUUGGGACAAUACGGCCGUGAACUCCUUACUUUAAUCUGGGUCAUGGGAGGCUUCCGUAUUAUACAAGAAGUGAUGACAUAGGAUGUGUAGUCUUUAUGGUCUCAGAUUUGGCCGUAGAGAAUUUAUGGGUGUUCUUGUUGUGUGCAUUUGAGAGAGUGUGCGAGUCUUCAUCCAAUUAGGUUCUUGUGCAAUCUUCUUCUUAGUGUUCAAAUUCUUUAUUGUUGAGAAUUUAAAGCUUCAACCAUUAUUGUACUCGAGUGUAUUUAUUAG